GUUUUGACCAGCCUCGAAGGCACUGGUGUCGUCAACCGAUCACCAUCAGAAGUAAUUUCGAAGUACGUCGGCCAUAAGAAUAGUCCAACUUCUCUAGAAUCCCUGUUUGGCGACGACGUCGUAAACGGACCACCGAUCAAUUCAAAGGACCGUCGCCCUUAUGCCACUGCCUCUCGCUCAAAUCUUCUCCUGCCGUCCACUCGGGGUCCUUUUCAGCUCAAUCAUCCGGUAUAUUCUAAGCACUCGCUGCGCGAGGAAGUUGUUUCCGAUGGGAUGGGGCAGCAUCUACAAGCGGCGGGUGAAAGUUUUCACGUUGGCUAUUGUAAUCUACUUGGAUUACAAGACCCUGCAAAUGAGAGAGAAAUGGACAAAGAAGUCAAAGAGGGCUGAUCUUUGGGAGAAAGCUCAUGAAUGUAAUGCUAAGCGUGUCCUCAAAUUGAUAGUGGAGUUAGAAGGGUUAUGGGUUAAAUUAGGACAGUAUCUAUCCACACGUGCUGAUGUGCUUCCCCCAGCCUAUAUAGGCCUUCUAAGGCAGCUCCAAGACUCGCUCCCUCCACGCUCCUUAAAAGAGGUUUGCCGGACUAUAAACAGAGAAUUGGGGAAAUCCAUGGAAGAUCUCUUCUUUACUUUUGAUAAUAUUCCACUGGCUACAGCAUCGAUAGCUCAAGUUCAUCGAGCGACUCUGAGUGAUGGGCAGAAAGUUGUUGUUAAAGUUCAACACGAUGGCAUCAAGGAAAUCAUAUUGGAGGAUUUGAAAAAUGCUAAGUCAAUAGUUGAUUGGAUUGCUUGGGCAGAACCACAAUAUAACUUCAAUCCCAUGAUAGAUGAAUGGUGCAAAGAAGCGCCCAAGGAACUUGACUUCAACCAUGAGGCUGAAAAUACUCGGAAAGUUUCUAGGAACCUUGGCUGCAAAAGUAAUAGUGAUGGUAACAACCUAAAUCGUGUGGACGUCUUAAUUCCAGAAAUUAUUAUGUCAACAGAGAGAGUACUCAUUUUGGAAUAUAUGGACGGCGUACGAUUAAAUGAUUCUGAAGCUCUGCAAGCUUUAGGUGUAGACAAACAAAAACUUGUUGAGGAAAUUACACGUGCGUAUGCACACCAAAUUUAUGUUGAUGGGUUCUUCAAUGGUGACCCUCACCCUGGAAAUUUCCUUGUGAGCAAGGAUCCUCCACAUCGUCCAAUUUUGCUAGAUUUUGGGCUCACUAAGGGGCUGUCAUCUUCUAUGAAACAAGCUUUAGCAAAAAUGUUUCUGGCAUCUGCUGAGGGCGACCAUGUGGCGUUGCUAUCUUCUUUUGCAGAAAUGGGACUUAAGCUGCGGUUAGACAUUCCUGAGCAAGUGAUGGAAAUAUCGAAUGUGUUCUUCCGUAAUUCAACCCCAGCAAAUGAAGCUCAACAAAACGUGAAAGCUUUUGCUGAGCAAAGGAGCAAAAAUAUGAAGGUCCUUCAGGAGAAGAUGAAACUCAAUGAGAAAGAAGUAAAACGUUUUAAUCCUGUUGAUGCUUUUCCAGGCGAUAUCAUUAUAUUCAGCAGAGUCAUUAAUCUCCUCAGAGGGCUUUCAACUACAUUGGACGUACGCAUAGUCUACUUGGAUAUCAUGAGACCAUUUGCGGAAUCUGUUUUACAAUGCAAUGUGGAUAUAGGGCCAGCAUUUAAUGCAAACUGGAUCCAUGAUACUCCAGUCCUUUCUAGUGUUGAAGGCAAGCUGCGGAAGCUCUUAAUUGAGCUCGGAAAUGCUAAUAAAGUUCUUGGAAUCCAGGUGUGUGCCUAUAAGGACGGUGAAGUAAUUAUUGACACUGCUGCUGGGGUGCUUGGAAGAUAUGAUCCAAGACCAGUUCAGCCUGAUAGUUUAUUCCCUGUAUUUUCUGUAUCAAAAGGAAUUACAGCAGGAAUGGUUCAUUGGCUGGUUGAUAAGGGGAAGCUGAAGCUUGAGGACAAAGUUGCAAAUAUUUGGCCAGAAUUUGGAUCCAGUGGUAAAGAUCAAAUAAAGGUCCAUCAUGUGCUUAAUCACACAUCUGGUUUGCACAAUGCCUUGGCCAGUCUUACUCGUGAAAACCCUCUGCUCAUGACUGAUUGGGAUCAGUGUUUGGAUUGCCUUACAAUGACGGCACCAGAGACUGAACCUGGCCAUGAGCAGCUGUACCAUUAUUUGUCUUUUGGCUGGUUGUGUGGUGGUAUUAUUGAGCAUGCAUCAAGAAAGAAGUUUCAGGACAUUCUCGAAGAAGCAUUUAUUAGACCUCUUCAUAUAGAUGGCGAGCUAUACAUUGGAAUUCCUCCAGGCAUGACCCAGAGAGUUUUGAAAAUUGUAAAAGCCAACCAUGAAAUUGGACUCGGCGUCGAGUCCCGGCUUGCGACCCUCACGUCUGACAUGGACGACAUCAAGAAACUUGCUGAUAUCAGCACACGGCGGGACCUACCAUCCACCUUCCAAUCCCAAAUCCAGAACGUGUCCCAGAUGGCAUCCACUCUCCCAGCCUUGUUUAACACGCUUAAUGCCCGCCGGGCCAUAAUCCCAGCUGCCAAUGCCCACUGUUCGGCCCGUGCCCUGGCCCGUUACUAUGCAGCCCUAGUUGACCAGGGCACAAUCCCCCCUCCACAUUCCUCUUCGACCCAGCCCAUGCUUGGCACCCACCCCCACACCCCCAAAUUCCCAUCCCCAAAGCCCGAGAAAAAAAAGGAAAAGAAAUCCAAAAAUCAUGGAAAGAAUUACACCGAAGUCCCAACCAGCGAUAUUGACGGAUUUGGCCAAGGCACGAGAAAUGAUAAGAUUUUUAGUAAUGGAAAUAUUCACGAUGCAUUUACGGGGAGUGGAGAGUACGAGAGUUUGGCGCUUGCAGGUCGGGAGUUUGGGCUUGGGUUCAAGAGGUCUUAUUCGGGGGAUGGUGAGUUGAUAGGGUUCGGGCACUCGGGUAUGGGUGGGUCGACUGGGUACUGUGAUGUGAAGAACAGGUUUGCUAUUGCUGUGACUCUGAAUAAAAUGAACUUGGGAGGUGUGACUGCAAAGGUGGUGCAGUUGGUUUGUUCGGAGCUUGAUAUUCCUUUGCCAGCGGAUUUUUACAGGUUUACGGAGAGGCUAACGAGUGAUGAUGAGUCGAAUGUAGCUGUACCUUUGAUAAAUUAGGUGAAAGCUUAUAUAGAAUUCUUUUCCCUUGGUUUUGCAAACACAGACAGUGCUGGGAAAUUAUAUUGUAAUUGCACCACAGAAUAACGAUGGAGGCCGCCCGAAUUAGUUGUUGCAUUGUUGAUUUGGUAAUGUCUGUAAUUUCUUAAUCAUUUGUUAUUGUUAUUCCUUUUGUUUUCGGUUAUGGAGUUCGAUAGAAUGAGUAUUGAAUAAGGAUUUGAAGAGAGAAAAGUUGAAAUUUUUUAAGAAAAAUAUUUUUCUGUCAAAUACCAGAAACAUGUGAUAGUGAAGUACUUGUGCCGUAUCACAGUCAUUUCCCCCAAUUUUUGAGUUGUCCAAUAACAU
Messenger RNA from Striga asiatica, 3463 nucleotides. The record is from the annotation of a GenBank genome assembly. Lineage: Eukaryota; Viridiplantae; Streptophyta; Magnoliopsida; Lamiales; Orobanchaceae.